CCUUGAGACUCUACCAUCCCUCCAACUGCGCUCGUCUUAUCCUCACCCAGUUCCCGCCAACAGCGGCCAGAGCGCCGCCGCCUGAUACCCAACAGCAUCGAUGGCGGCGAGGGUCCCGGCGGCCGAUCUCAACCAGCACCUCUCGUCGCCGUUCACCUCAUUGCGCUGCCGCAGUCCAAGUGACGCCGCCCUUGAGGCGCCUCUCCGCGUAGCAUCCAGGACGCCGCUGAGACGUGCGAGAUCCACGAGCACGAGGAUCCUCAUCUGCCGCAGUGCCGCAGGGGGGGUGCAGGGCUCUGGAGGAGGAGGAUCCAAGAGGAGGAGGAGGGAGCCGCUGCGGCGCGGGGCCGUCAGCGCGCGCCUCCCGGUGCCGGACCACAUACCCCGGCCUCCCUACGUCGGCGCGGGCGCCGUCCCGGACGUGUGCCCGGACCGGCAGGUGCACGACGGCGAGAGCAUCAUGCGGAUGCUGGACGCCUGCGAGCUCGCCGCUCGAGUCCUGCACCAUGCCGGAGCCAUGGUCAAGCCCUCUGUGACGACGGAUGAGAUCGAUAGAGCUGUGCACCGGAUGAUCGUCGACGCCGGCGCUUACCCCUCCCCACUUGGAUACGGCGGGUUCCCCAAGAGCGUGUGCACGUCGGUGAAUGAGUGCACCUGCCAUGGAAUCCCCGACUCGCGCGAGCUACAGGAUGGAGACAUUAUCAACAUUGAUGUUACUGUCUAUUUGAAUGGCUACCACGGGGACACCUCAAGAACAUACCUGUGUGGAGAAGUCGAUGAUGCUACUAAGCAACUUGUGAAGGUCACUGAAGAGUGCAUGAUGCGCGGCAUAUCGGCCUGCAAGCAUGGUGCUAGUUUCAAGGAAAUUGGCAAGAGAAUAAGUGAGCACGCAGAGAAAUAUGGCUAUGGCAUCGACCCUUUUGUUGGGCACGGCGUCGGGAGGAUAUUCCAUUGCGAACCCAUCAUAUGGCAUACCUACGAUUACGAGCCAGGGUUCAUGGUUGCAGGCCAGACAUUCACCAUCGAGCCAACGCUGUCGAUGGGGAGCACGCAGUGCGUGGUGUGGGACGACGGCUGGACGGCUGUGGCGGUGGACGGCAGCCUCAGCGCGCAGUUCGAGCACACCGUGCUAGUCACCAGCGACGGCGCCGAGAUUCUAACUGGGUUUCCCUAGCAUCACAUGAGCAUGGAUGGAUGUGGACGCUGGUAUCUUUUGACAAUUUUACUUGAAUAGAAUCUGCGUUGUUACGAGCAAACAGAUACUGAAAAAUCCCAUUAUCUUUAGGGAUUUAGAUGGGCAUGUAGCCGUUCAAGUGUAAGAAAAUAUAACUUUCACAAUACAGACAAUAGACACCACCUCAAUUAGUGUAUAGUUUGUGUAUUGCAACCAAAGAUAUUUGAGAUAAGUCCUAUUAGUUAUACAUAA
Molecule: messenger RNA, 1426 nt
Organism: Sorghum bicolor (sorghum)
Lineage: Eukaryota; Viridiplantae; Streptophyta; Magnoliopsida; Poales; Poaceae
Product: methionine aminopeptidase 1B, chloroplastic
Exons: 10
Coding region: 101-1174 (357 amino acids)
Biological process (GO): proteolysis
Molecular function (GO): metalloaminopeptidase activity
Source: RefSeq, a predicted model, not a curated record